Molecule: messenger RNA, 2792 nt
Organism: Colossoma macropomum (tambaqui)
Lineage: Eukaryota; Metazoa; Chordata; Actinopteri; Characiformes; Serrasalmidae
Gene: eomesa
Product: eomesodermin homolog a
Exons: 6
Coding region: 281-2326 (681 amino acids)
Biological process (GO): CD8-positive, alpha-beta T cell differentiation involved in immune response; mesoderm formation; regulation of transcription by RNA polymerase II
Cellular component (GO): nucleus
Molecular function (GO): DNA-binding transcription factor activity, RNA polymerase II-specific; RNA polymerase II cis-regulatory region sequence-specific DNA binding
Source: RefSeq, a predicted model, not a curated record
AAGCGCUAGAAAAGCCAAGACCCGCAGCGGAGAGAGAGGACAGAGAAGAGCGAAAGUGCACUCCAAACUUUCUCUUUAGUUCUUAUUGGGUCCAAACAGAGAAAGAAGGAAAGAGAAGAGGUGCAGGACUGAGAGGGGGGCAACAUCUCACGUUCUGCUACUCCCCAGGCGCGCGCGCGCGUGUGCGUGACGGAGUGGUGCGCUGCGCUCCUGGUGCGCAAUUUUUCACCAAGAACAAAAAGAGAAAGAUUGUAAAAUUUUAACUUUACUCCCCUCAGCGAUGCAGUUGGAGAGUCUGGUGGCUGCAGGGGCGGGUGGGGGUCCCGUGCCCCUUCCGCUGCCCCUGCCCAAGCCCUUCUACCCCCCUCUCUCUUCCUCGGACAGCGCUGCGUCCGCUUCGGCCAGUCCAGACGAACCGGACACCGGCAAGAAGUACGGCGGGAGCGGCGGAGGAGGAGGCGGCGGGGCCACAGACGGCGAGCAGGGCGCGAGGAGCCCCCCUCCAUCCAGCAACACCACCAGCAACAGCGGCGGCGGCAGCUCCAGCGCAGCGGCGGCGGCGCGCGAGCAGGGCCCAGAGCAGGACGCGGGGCAAGACGUGCUACCCAUAAGGCGCUACGGCGCGGAAGAGCUGCUGUACUUCGGCGCGCAGGAUCCGGUCAGCUGCUCGCUCUUCCCCUACGGCGGCGGUGGCGCGCAGGGGGUCGCCGGGGCCGCCGGUGGCGCGUGCUACGGCGGCUCGAGCGCGCCGUCCCGUUACUCCUCGUCCUCCUCGUCAUCGUCGUCCUCCUCCACGUCAUCAUCCUCGCUCCACUACGGCCCCGUGCCGCUGCCCCCUCACGCGGUCUCCGGCUUCCCAUCUUCCGUGUGCGCGAGCCGAGGCCAGUUCCCGCCGCCACACGCUGCCGCUGCCGCCGCGGCGGCCGCCGGUUACCAGUUCGCGCACGCGCAGGGUCCCGCGUGCCUGUACCCUUCCUACCCUGGGGCUCAGCGGGCGCAGGUGUAUCUCUGCAACAGGCCGCUGUGGCUCAAGUUCCACAGGCACCAGACCGAGAUGAUCAUCACCAAGCAGGGCAGGCGCAUGUUUCCCUUCCUAAGCUUCAACAUCACCGGCCUGAGCCUGACCGCGCACUAUAACGUCUUCGUGGAGAUCGUCCUCGCGGACCCCAACCAUUGGCGCUUCCAAGGGGGCAAAUGGGUGACCUGCGGCAAAGCGGACAACAACAUGCAGGGGAACAAAAUGUAUGUCCACCCUGAAUCUCCAAACACGGGGGCUCACUGGAUGAGGCAGGAGAUCUCCUUUAGCAAGCUGAAACUGACCAACAACAAAGGAGCAAACAACAACAACACCCAGAUGAUCGUCCUGCAGUCCCUCCAUAAGUACCAGCCCAGGCUGCACAUUGUGGAGGUCAGCGAGGAUGGCGUGGAGGACAUGAGCACUGAAGCUAAAACUCAAACCUUCACCUUCCCAGAAAACCAGUUCAUCGCGGUCACCGCUUACCAGAACACAGAUAUCACACAGUUGAAGAUUGACCACAACCCCUUCGCCAAAGGCUUCAGAGAUAAUUAUGAUUCGAUGUACACGGCUCCUGAGAGUGACCGGCUGACCCCGUCCCCCACCGACUCCCCUCGUUCCCACCAGAUCGUUCCAGGCGCUCGCUAUGCCAUGCAGCCAUUCUUCCAGGACCAGUUCGUCAACAACCUGCCGCAGAACCACCGCCUGUACGGGGGCGAGCGGGCCGUCCCUCAGACCAAUGGCCUCCUCUCCCCACAGGCCGAUGACUCUGCCGCCUCUUCUGCUGCAGGCCGCUGGUUCGUCCAGCAGGGUGGCGCUUCAGCCAAGCUUGACCUGACCUAUGACACCGACUACUCUGCCUCCAGCCUGCUGCCCUAUGGAAUCAAACCCCUGCCUCUCCAAAGCCCCCACGCCCUGGGCUACUACCCAGACUCCUUUGCUUCCAUGGCAGCGGCCGGCUGGGGCACCAGCCGGAGCUCCAGCUACCAACGGAAGAUGACCACUGGCCUGCCCUGGUCUCCCAGGCCCAGCCCACCGGCCUUCGUGGACGACCCGCUGGCUGCUAAAGAUAAGCUACAGGACGAGGGGUCUGCGGGCACCAGCGGAGCAUGGGGGCUCGAGACGACCCCAGGGCUGAAGCCUGUGGACUCGAGCGACUACGCCAUGGUGUGUAAAAGACGCCGCCUGUCGCCCGGAGGGUCCAGCACGGACGCAUCUCCGACUAUAAAGUGCGAGGACCUGAGUGCUGAGGAAUACAGCAAAGAGCAUCCUAAAGGCCUGGGCUACUACGCCUUCUACACCAGCCCUUAAACUAAACGCCAUCCUGAUGCAUUAAUAUUCUCUCUCUUUCUCUCUUUCUAUCUGUCUCUCUCGCCCCUCUCUCUCUGUUAUUUUAAAGUGCUUUGCCAAGAUUAAAUUUACUUUUGUUUAUCUUUUUAUUUUUAAAAUAUCUUUUUAACUGCAGGUGCCAAAGCUAUGUGCUCCUACUUGGUGUUGAUGAUUCAGUUCUGUGAAAGAUGGGAGAGGUUUUUUCUUUUUUUGUGGGGAGGGGGGGUUCUUUUAUCUUUUUAAAAGCAUUCAGCUGAUUUUAAUCUUUUUUUUAAAUAUAUAUUAUAUAUAUCAAAAAAUCAAUGUGAAUUUUUUUCCUCCCCUUUAAUUUAAGAUCCCCUGGUUGUACAGUAUUUGUGCACUUUAGAUUGUGAUGUAUCUUGUAUAAAAUUGUCUACAUGGCACUGGUAUGAGAUGUGUAAUAAAAUGUGCUUUUCAUAAACCUUUU